Hippocampus comes (tiger tail seahorse) is the source of this 899-nucleotide messenger RNA. RefSeq names its product testis expressed 261 (gene tex261). Lineage: Eukaryota; Metazoa; Chordata; Actinopteri; Syngnathiformes; Syngnathidae. The record is from RefSeq and is a predicted model, not a curated record. The coding region runs from base 153 to 899 and encodes 248 amino acids. The transcript has 7 exons. Gene Ontology annotation, biological process: endoplasmic reticulum to Golgi vesicle-mediated transport. Gene Ontology annotation, molecular function: COPII receptor activity. Gene Ontology annotation, cellular component: Golgi membrane; COPII-coated ER to Golgi transport vesicle; endoplasmic reticulum membrane.
GAGAGAGAGAGAGAGAGAGAGAGAGAGAGAGAGACUCGGACCGGAACUGCGGUGCCUGUUGGCAUUGCUAACUUAGCAGCUAACAGGCUUUUCGUUUCCUUCCUCCUUUAUUUAUUUAUUUUCAUUUAACGCGCCCUUUCUCGUGCGGAGCGAUGUGGUUUAUUUAUUUGCUGAGCUGGCUGUCGCUGUUGCUCCAAGUGUCCUUCGUCACUCUCGCCAUCGCUGCUGGCCUAUACUACUUGGCGGAACUGAUAGAAGAGUACACGGUGGCCACCAGUCGAAUAAUAAAGUACAUGAUCCUGUUCUCGACGGGGGUGCUGGCCGGUCUGUACGUCUUUGAAGGCUUCCCGACAUUGAUGAUGGCGGUGGGCCUCUUCACCAACUUGGUCUACUUUGGCCUGCUGCGGACGUUCCCGUACAUCCUCCUGAGCUCGCCCAACUUCAUCCUGUCCUGCGUGUUGGUGGUGGUCAACCACUACAUGGCCUUCCAGUUCUUUGCACAGGAGUAUUAUCCUUUCUCAGAGGUGCUGGCGUAUUUCACCAUCUGCCUCUGGGUGAUCCCCUUCGCCUUUUUCGUGUCGCUGUCGGCGGGCGAAAACGUGCUUCCGUCCACCGUGCAGCAAGGCGAUGACGUGGUGUCCAAUUACUUCACCAAGGGCAAGCGGGGGAAGCGCUCGGGCAUCCUCCUGGUGUUCUCCUUCCUCAAGGAGGCUGUGCUGCCCACCAGCAAACUCCUGACGCUGCGUCAGGAGGAUUCGGUCGCCCGUGCCGCUACGGACCUCCCGGAGGGACGCGGUCCGACGCCUUCUUCAUCGGCGGAGAGCCGGCCGGGAACCGCGCCGCCCCUCCUGAAUCUGAAAUUCGACCUUCCGAUGGACCUCUCCAGCGCCCCAGAGUAG